Molecule: messenger RNA, 4415 nt
Organism: Filobasidium floriforme
Lineage: Eukaryota; Fungi; Basidiomycota; Tremellomycetes; Filobasidiales; Filobasidiaceae
Product: CPSF A subunit region-domain-containing protein
Exons: 20
Coding region: 45-4358 (1437 amino acids)
Cellular component (GO): nucleus; mRNA cleavage and polyadenylation specificity factor complex
Molecular function (GO): nucleic acid binding; protein binding
Source: RefSeq, a predicted model, not a curated record
CAACGUUUAAAAGCUCAUCAAUAGCUCUGACUGAUAGAUUGGUAAUGCAGGCGAUUCACCAGCCUCUGAUACCGGAGACGGGGAUCCGACAUAGCUUGUUCCUCGAGCACUUUACGCCUUCUACCAUCUACCCUUACCCUCAACCGGCUUGGGUGAGACGGUACGGCCUUUCGAGCUCGGACGACCCCGAUGGACCCCGGAUCAAGAUCACAGGGAAUUUGAUCGUCGCUGGAGGCUCUGAGCUCAGAGUUUUCGAGGUUAGGGAGGAACCGGUUUUGCUGGGCGAGCAGAAUGGACAGGAUUCAGGAGAACAGCUGGGUGGGCAGAAUGAACGGAUACAGGAUGAUCAGCAAAUGGACGCAGAUAUUGGGGACGAUGAGGGAUUCAGAAAUAUGGCUACUUCAGGAGUGACAGAGAAAGCUCAGGGUAACCGCACCAGGCUGCAGUUACACUUGGUUUACCAGACCACACUACAUGGCUCGGUGACCGGAUUAGCGGGUAUUCGGACGAUGAGUAGUCUAGAGGAUGGACUUGAUAGGCUCUUGAUCAGCUUCAGGGACGCCAAGCUGGCCCUGCUCGAAUGGUCUCGUGGAGAGGUCGCCACAGUCUCCUUGCACACGUACGAACGUUGCCCUCAAGUGAUGUACGGCGACGUCGAUGCCCAUCGACCGUUGUUACGGACGGAUCCCAACAACAAGCUGGCAGCGUUAUCUUUGCCCUCGAAUGCCCUUGCGAUGUUGCCGAUCGUACAGGAUCUCAUGGAUACCGAAGCUGCCGAGGCUGCUUAUGGAAAAGACGUUCCAUAUAUGCCAAGCUUCGUGCUGCCACUCGAGGACAUGUCAACAUCUCUCUGUAAUGUCAAGGACUUUUUAUUCCUGCCCGGAUUCAACAACCCAACUAUCGCUUUCCUCUACGAACCGAAACCGACCUGGACAGGGAGGUUGCAAAGUCACAAGGAUACCUAUCACCUCGAGAUUAGGACGCUGGACGUCCUAUCGAAGACGUAUGCCUCUUUGAGCAGUAUCUCGGGACUACCAUCGGACUGCCAAUACAUGCUUGCCUGUGCAACCUCGAUAGGUGGUGUCAUCGUCGUGACCUCGACAGCGAUCAUCCACGUGGACCAGAGCGGCCGACGAGUCGCUACGAGCGUCAACGGAUGGUAUGACAUGAUCACGGCUCUCCCAGCCGAUCGUAGCGAGGAAGAGCGAAGAGUGGAGCUGGACGGAUCAGGAGCUGUGUGGAUGGACGACAAGAACCUCUUGUUGAGUUUACGUGGUGGAAACACUAUGCAAAUCAGACUCGAGUUGGAAGGGCGAGCCGUACACAAACUGUCGCUGCUGGGCCACAAUGUCGGUAACAUCACAUCGUUGGCUGACAUCAUCAAGAUCGGCAGCCGGGGAGUCUUUGUGGCAUCAGUUGUCGGUGACUCUGAGCUCUAUCAGAUCGAGCUAGAGCAAUACAAAGUAGAGGCCGCAGAGCAGCUUGACAGCAAGUCAGAAAAUGAUCUUGACAUGGACCUAGAUGAGGAUCUUUAUGGCGAAUCCACAAUCAAGCAGGAUAUCAAUGGCGCAAGACCCGAAGAGACUGCGACUCGCGCCCUGCUGCGACGGGAUCAUACGCUUCCUGGGUUUGGCUAUGUGGUCGAUGCAUGCCUCGGCAUGGAUCGCAGUGAAGUGAACGAGGUCAUUCCCGAGUUGGCCAUGCUGCACGGGGGAGACAGUAUCUCACGAGUGGACUUGUGCAGGCCGGGUCUUGGCCUUAAACGACGACGCAAACUAGCAGACACGAUCGAAUGUGCCGGUCUAUGGUGCGUGCGAAGCCCGGGUAUCAGGCCGUAUGCACCUACCGGUGCCGCAUUCCAGACGAGUGGACUGUUCUUGUCUGCAGAAUCGGAUUCUACCGAGUUGCUGGCUUUACAAUCUGAGGAGAACGGAUUCGAACUUGUGAAGAAGUUUCCGGGAACGACGGUGGCGGCUGGUCCGAUGUUCGGUGGAACGAGUUUCAUUCGAGUUUCGCCUCAGAAUAUGACCCUGGUCAGCCAAGACGGCGAGAUACAGCAGACACACUGCGAAAUUGAAGACGGCGAUUUACUCAAUUCAGCCUCCAUUCUGGAGCCAUAUGUGGCUGUAAGAACAAAUGCCGGACGUGUAUCCGUGUUUCACGGGGAAGCAUCCACCAUGGAACUGAAACAGCUGUAUCGCCCUCCGGAUGGAGAACCGCUGGAAGACGCUUUGGCUGUCUGCGUCAUAUCGGACGAAUCAGGCGUAUUCCGAACGUUUGAUCCCAGCACAGGGAAGCAGACGGAGCCGAAAUCUGCAAAAAGCCAGAUGACAAACGCCAAGUCGGGCAAUCGCAUGCAGCUUACGUCGGAGCAACUCGCCAGGCUCCAGGAAGCAAAGCCGUCUAUAAGCACGACAAUCGAAAACGAUCUGGAAGCUACAGUGGGGAUCAACAGAGGCUCCCAUUGGCUAUGUGCCGUUACCAAGACUGGUCGUCUAGAGAUCCGAACUUUACCAGAACUCGGUCUGGUAUUCGCGUCUGAUGGCAUAUUAGAUGCGUCGAUGGCUCUUUUGGACGAUGCUCUUGACAAGGAAGACGCCCCGAUGCACGCUAUGGGUGUCAACAACGAAGAAGCCGAUGAGGAGGACCUCGUCCAGGGAAUCGCGUUUGCAACUCUGGGUCGCAAUGGGACAAAGCCCCACCUCAUGGUCAUGCACAACAACGAUCAAUUAGCGAUCUACGAAGCCACCCCUCGAUUUACCCUCGAGAACCUUGGCACGGACAUGUCCCGGAGGUCGCUUGCCGUUCGCUUCCGCAAGGUGCUCACUAAGGUCGUAUCGCGCGGGCGAUUGCCUCGACGAUUGAUCCCUCUGUCAAUGUCAGACUUGUCGGGUGUGUUUGUGACGGGUUCUUCGCCCUUUUGGAUCCUGGCGGACACCACAACCUCAGUCAAGACACUUCCCCAUGGAGCGCCAGUACGGCAUCUGUGCGAUUUAGCCCCCGGCGGUCCCGCUUCAAGAGCCUCCUUCUUGGUGGCGGACGCCGAAGGACUUCACGCCUUGAUUCUGCCUAGCUCGUUGGACAUAAGACCACCUUUGACCACCGAAAGAGUUCAGGCGGAAAGAAGCUACACUCACUUGGUCCACGACGUUAGGUCGAGCUGCUACAUUGGCGCAUCCGCUUUGACCGUCCCAUAUCAGCUGUACAGUGAUGAGUGUGUCGUUAUAGAAGACCCUGAUGCUCCUAACCUCACUCCACCGACGAUCGAGCGGUCCACCUUGGAACUGUUUGAUCCUCACACAUGGGCAGUCGUUGAUGGGCACGAAUUCGAGGAAAAUGAAAUUGUCCUUUGCGUCGAAAGCAUGUUGCUCGGCGAUCGCACCCGGAACGACAAGUUUUUGGUUGUCGGAACCAGUGUCAACCGAGGCGAAGACAUGUCUGGCCGUGGAAAGACUUACGUGUUCGAGGUGGUGCAAGUCGUUGCCGCAGAUGAUCGACCGGAUCGAGCGGACUGGGGGCUGCGUCUGAUUUGUGAGGAAGAGGCCAAGGAGCCGGUGACUGCUAUUGCCGGGAUGGGGUCAUACCUGAUCGCGGCCGAGGGUCAAAAGACCUUUGUCAAAGCGUUCGAGCGCGAGGAGCGGCUCGUACCGGUAGCCUUCCUGGAUGUCAACGUAUACGCGACCAGCAUCAAGACAUUGAAGAAUCUGGUCUUGAUCGGUGACAUGGUCAAGAGCGUAUGGUUUUGCGUUUUCCAGGAAUCACCGUACAAACUUGAUAUCAUUGCGAGGGAUUUCCAAGACGCUUCGAUAGUGUCAGUGGAUUUCUUGAGUGCAGAAGGCAGGACGUCAUUCGUGGCGACGGAUACAAGCGGUAACAUGCGCGUAUUAGAGUGGGACCCCGAGCAGGCUGGAAGUGUCGAGGGAGGAGACCGUCUCUUGCGACGAACGGAAUAUCACUGCGGAGCAGUCAUAACCAAGACGUUGACGGUCGCUCGACGUCGUCCAAACGAGGACAAGUCGGCUACUCAAUCACAAAUCGCGCUCGCCAACGAAUUCGGUGGCCUAAGCACAUUGAUCCCGAGCAAGGCCGCGCGAUUCAAACGUUUGCAAUUACUGCAAGGUCAACUCACCCGAUCUGUUCAGCAUGUUGCUGGUCUGAAUCCGAAGGCGUACCGCAACGUCUACAACCCGCUUGUCCCACGUCAACCGACCAAGACGAUUCUGGACGGACAGCUCUUGUCGACGUACAUCAACCUGCCCAUCAGCCGUCAACGCGAGCUGGCGGAACCGAUCGGGACCAACCGGGAGACGGUGCUGAACGACCUAGUUGAUCUGAGCGGGUUUGGGGCAUUUUUCUAGUGGAGUAGGCUGGCUGUAGGGUAUGGCGUCGUUUACAAUGAGAUAACCAUGUACAAG